UUUCUAUCAGAGGGGUGGGGUUUAAAUUUGAUGGGUGCGGUGUCGUUGGGCUUGAUAUAAAACAAAGACCGUUAUAAAUCAUCACCAGAAUUUCCACACUUUCAUAUUUUCUUUCAGUUGAGGAAACUUGAAGAAAACGCAGACAUGAGUCUCUCUGGAAAGGACAAGACCGUGGUGAAGGCCUUUUGGGACAAGAUCGCUGCCAAGUCUGCUGAGAUUGGUGGUGAAGCUCUGGCCAGGAUGCUGGUUUCCUACCCUCAGACCAAGACCUACUUCUCUCACUGGUCCGAUCUGAGCCCCGAAUCUGCCCAGGUGAAGAAGCAUGGAGCUACCAUCAUGGCUGCUGUGGGAGAGGCAGUCACAAAGAUCGAUGACCUUCCCGGAGCCCUGUGCAAGCUGAGCGAGCUGCACGCCUUCAAGCUCCGAGUGGAUCCUGCCAACUUCAGGAUUCUGGCCCACAACAUCAUCUUGGUGAUGGCCAUGUACUUCCCUGCUGACUUCACCCCAGAGGUCCAUGUCUCUGUGGACAAGUUCCUGCAGAACCUGGGCUUGGCUCUGUCCGAGAGAUACCGCUAAACACUGACCCAACGACCCGAGAGGCCAGACUGCGAUGCAUGUCACCCAAAAUAAAACAUCAACACCACCUUUAAGCUUGAAAGGUUUGGUGAAUAAAUAUUAAAUGUCCAGAAA
Molecule: messenger RNA, 690 nt
Organism: Nothobranchius furzeri (turquoise killifish)
Lineage: Eukaryota; Metazoa; Chordata; Actinopteri; Cyprinodontiformes; Nothobranchiidae
Product: hemoglobin subunit alpha-A
Biological process (GO): hydrogen peroxide catabolic process; oxygen transport
Cellular component (GO): hemoglobin complex; haptoglobin-hemoglobin complex; blood microparticle
Molecular function (GO): organic acid binding; peroxidase activity; oxygen binding
Source: RefSeq, a predicted model, not a curated record